GUCGCUAGUUCGCUUCGUCUGUCCGUCGUACGGUGCUUUGGUGUUCUUUUUGCUCAACAAACUGCGCUUCGUGGUGUCUGUGUCGUUCAUCAUCUCAAUCGAAAGUCGAACAAGAAGAAUUGAGCUCCAAAUUCUUAGUCUGGUUUUGGUGAAGGAAAUGCCACACAAGCAAAGUCGAGGUGCUUAUUCCAUGUUCGGAAACAACCGAAGCCGGACCACUUCUCACCAACACAGCGUGAAUGGAAGAUUUCAUUCCGUUCUGCAUCGCUGCCCCCUUGUCGCCGCUAUUUGGUGUUUGCUCGCACUGGGUCAGAAGCAAGAAUCGUUUGUAGUGUCACUGCACUUAUUGCCACUGAUCCAUGCAAAGGCGGCAGCGAUCAUGACGCCUUCCGCAAGCGCUUCACCCAAUGGCCACUCGACAUCGUCUUUGCUCUUGGCAGCGUCGUCGUUUCCGGAGAAAGAAGCAAAGAAGCUCCUCGAAGUGGAAGAAAAAUUCUCCUUUUCUGAUCGAUCAAAGCUCGAGGAGCGAUUGAAAAUGGAAGGAUUCGCGCUUUGUCAAGAAGUCAUCAUGGUGGAUUGGUAUUACGAUCGAUUGGUGGCGAACAGUGAAUGCUUGGCAUCGGUGCUUCCMCUGGUCCGAAACGACCACUGGCUGAGAUACCGUCAAAUCACGAGUCGGAAUUGCAUUGAAUGCGUCGACGGCGAGGCAGAGUGGCAGCUCAAGCGAGGCACCUCCAUCGGUGGUGGCGACGGUGGUGCAACCGUCUAUGAAGAAAUUGAGGGAACUGAGGCCCUGAAAAUUGCCUGUUCGCUGGCGAACAGAGAGCUAUCAAAGAGAGACGAGGCAAACCCAACCAAAAAUGAAACGGCGUUGCUCUUGUUAUUUGAGGGGGAAUCUUUCCCAGUGCCCCCGGUAGACAGUUGCGACCUACAGCCAUUUGCUAAAAUCGUGACGCACCGAGCCAAAUGGGAGCAGCGACAAGGACAACAGCCAACGUCUGGAACAAAAACCACAAACGCCUCGUUGUUUUCGAAACUUGUCGUGGACCUGGACACAACUCCCGAUGGGUUUGCAGUCGGCGAGGUGGAAGCACUGGUGGAAGCUUAUGGCAAAACCGAGGGCACAUCAACCGCCGUCUACCAGGAAGAAGCUGUUGCGAUGGCUCGGACAGACAUCCGAGAGCUCCUGGAAAGGAUUCUAAAAGGAGACGACAACAACGACGACCGUAGUACUCCAACCCGUAGUCCCUCUAUGGGCAAACUGGAGCAGUUCCUCUUUCUUAGGCAACCCCUGAUCCAUAAGGUGUGUGUCGAGUCUGGGGUCAUUCCACAACCGCCGUUUUCCGCCGAAGAAGAGCCGUCCUCGUGAGGCCAUCCCCUGAAAUUGGUCGUAACAGUUGCUACAGAACUGCUGUUUCGUAAAUACGAAUGAUGACUACAAUGUCAAGGCAUGGGGAGGUGAAUGACUUAUUGGCAAGAAGGGUAGCAGAAAUGCCGCUCUAUGGCCAGCGUCGAAGCUCGAGAAACAGCUUUCGUUUUCGAAAGCGAAGUUUCCUCCUUCCCCUUCUUUCCCGCGUCGUACGAUCACUAAACAUCGAUGUUCGCCAGCUUCGGUACACUAUUCUGCCAUCGUGUUUGAUUUAAGUCUUCUUACUUAAGUGACCCGGAGUGAUUCAUUCGAUGAAACAAAGGUUUAGACUAAAAGCAUAGCAAAACAAUUGUUCACGCAGUGUCUGCUUGAAACUUCGUACAGAAUGGUAGGAAAUUAUUUGCUACAUUCCUUCGCUAAAACACAUGAUCGGAUCUAUCGCUUAUCUCUACCGAUCAUAAACGUGAACUCUUCAACAAGUAGAUGUUCACCUGUCUUCAAGGUUUUCAGAAUUGGGAGAACAAUCCGAACUCUGACACACCACAGCUAGCAUUUUAGUAAGUGCUCGAUUUACCGUGCAUCGUCCUCGGUCACUGAGGGGUUGAAAGCUUUUAUUUUCGUUAUUAAGGCAAUCUAUUUAGAAGUUCGUAUCAAACCAAUCAUGCGAUGAGCAAACACGCACCACCAGCGGCCUUGAUUUUUUGUUCCGCCAAUCGCGAGAAGUAUUUCGCCUUGACAAUGACGGGAACAUCGAUCUGUCCGUUUCCCAAAAGCUUGAAGUAUCCGUGGUCUACCAAGUUGAUAACAGGGGCCUUGCCUCCUCCGUUUUUGGCGGCUUCAUAGUAACCUUCCCCUGCAACACUGAAGAUCUUGUCGAGGUUGAUCGUUGGGCAGUGGGAUCUGUUCUUCAGAACGUGGAAUUGACGCAUACCGACCUUACCAAAGUAACCAGGGUGAUAUUUAUCCAUAAGAAUUCGGUGGUGAUGUUGUCCUCCGGCAUUACCGCGACCACUGGGGUGCUUUCGGUGCUUUCCGAUACGACCGUGACCGGCGGAGACGUGUCCGCGCUUCUUUCGGUUCUUGUGGAGUCUGGUAGGCAUGGUGGAUAGUUUGUUAUACUUACCUU
Pseudo-nitzschia multistriata is the source of this 2495-nucleotide messenger RNA. Lineage: Eukaryota; Bacillariophyta; Bacillariophyceae; Bacillariales; Bacillariaceae. The record is from the annotation of a GenBank genome assembly.